Molecule: messenger RNA, 468 nt
Organism: Dromiciops gliroides (monito del monte)
Lineage: Eukaryota; Metazoa; Chordata; Mammalia; Microbiotheria; Microbiotheriidae
Product: methyl-CpG-binding domain protein 2-like
Exons: 1
Coding region: 1-468 (155 amino acids)
Source: RefSeq, a predicted model, not a curated record
AUGCCCCACUCAGCCCUUUCCCCUCCCGUGGGUGGAGGCGAACAGAGCGCGGCGUGGCUUCGGGGAGCGGAUCGAGCGGGCUGGACAGCGGCUGCGGGCACGGGCUACGGCAGGGCUUUCGGUGCGGCAGAGAGUGCAAGGAUCCCCGGGUCCCAGAGCACUAGCCCCGGCCCCGCCACGCCCCCUCCCGCCCCUCGCCGGGAGGGGAGGGCUAGGACAAGAGGCCAGGGUGAUGCGGAAAGGAGUCGAGGAGGAGGUGGAGUGGGGGUGAGGGGCGGGAGCAUGUGUGGGAGGGGGAGGCAGCGCCCCCGCGGGACGCGCACUGGGUUGCUCUGGGCUGCGCGUGGCUCGGGGUUGCUGGACACUGAAGCUGGGAAAACGGGAGAAAGGGGCGGAGGGAGAGCGGAGACCCGGCGAGAGGAUGUAGAGUCAGCUGCGGGAUUGGGGAAGAAGAUGAGGAAAGGGUAG